This is a messenger RNA of Arachis stenosperma, 897 nucleotides long. RefSeq lists its product as uncharacterized. NCBI's taxonomy places the organism in Eukaryota, Viridiplantae, Streptophyta, Magnoliopsida, Fabales, Fabaceae. The record is from RefSeq and is a predicted model, not a curated record. The transcript is spliced from 2 exons. The coding region runs from base 1 to 897 and encodes 298 amino acids.
AUGGCUGCUGUCGUGGCAGAAGUCCCUCUUGUUGCAGAUGGUGAAUUUGCUGUGAGGAUGGAAUUCAGUUCAAGCGAAGCUGUUAUUAGGGUGAUGAAAGAGUAUGCUAUCCAAAAAAGUGUAGACUAUCGGGUGCAUGAGUCGGAGCCGUUGACAUUUUAUGCCAAGUGUACACAGUAUGGGGAGGGGUGUGAUUGGCUUAUCAGGGUUAGCAUGAUCGGCAGAAAGUACUGUUGGGUUAUUAGGAGGUAUAAUGGUAGUCACACCUGUACCAGAGCCACCAUUUCUCAGGAUCAUUCGAGACUGGAUUCUAACACAAUUGCAGAAGCAAUAAAACCGUUGGUUGAGGCUGACCCCUCGUUAAAGGUAAAAUCAGUUAUUGCAGAAGUGCAAUCGAAGUUCAAUUACACCGUCAGUUAUCGGAAAGUAUGGUUAGCUAAGCAAAAGGCAGUAGAAAAAAUAUUUGGAGGUUGGGAAGCAUCGUACGAAGCUUUGCCGAUAUGGUUUGAGGCCAUGUGUCAUAAGAAGCCAUCAACUAUCGUCCAUUUUGAUACUAUGCCUGCAUACCAAGGCGAUGACUUGGUGAAUGAUAUCCGGGUAUUGCAUAGGGUCUUUUGGAGUUAUUACCCCUGCAUUAGAGCAUUCAGACAUUGUAAGCCAGUUGUCCAGGUGGAUGGGAUUCACUUGUACAGAAAGUAUAAGGGUUAUUUGUUAGUGGCAGUGUCACAGGAUGGAUAUUCGAGGACGGUGCGCGAGUACGAAGUACGUUACCAGCGGUUACGAGAACGGGGCGAGGCUUACACUAACUGGUUAAAUCGAAUCCCCCGCGAACAGUAUACGUUAGCAUUUGAUGGUGGCUACCGAUGGGGUCACAUGACGACGAAUUUAGUAGAAUGA